CGCAGAGUGCUGUGCUGGUGGUGUGCUCGGCCGUUCGCAACGCAACGGGCACCAUACAUUCGACUCUAACCUCUCGUGGCGAACGGACGUGUGCGUACGCCCGGUUUCCCCGCAUGCUCGCGGCUCAGUGAGUGGUGAAACAGUAGGCAGGUAGAGAGAGGGAGAAAGCACAGUGUGAGUGUGUGUGUGCGUGUGUGUGGUUGGCAAAAAGCGGGACCACGGUGAAGCGGACCGCCGUUCCCUUGGCCCUGCGCUAGCUGUGUGUGUGUGUGUGUGGCUUGGUGUGCGGUGUGUGGUGUGGGUGAAGUGAGCGACUUUGCCCCGUGUAGCACUGGAGGUAAAAGCCAAAAACCAACCAGCCGCAGCAGCCCAACAGGCAGUAGCAGCAGUGGAAGAAGUGUCUGGUUGGAAAGGAGUGUGUAGUCGUCCGGGUGGAUUUUUGUGGUGCCUGGAAACUCGCUAACCGUUAGCAAAAGGAAGCAUUGUGAGCGCCCGUGCGCGCUUGCGUGUGUAUUGUGUUUUAAUUGAAGUUAAAAUUAUAGCAAAAAAAAAAAAAAGAAAAACAACACCCAUCAUCAAACUCACCAAUCAACUGUGCUAAAAAACGCAACGCCAACUGACUUCUAUCAAAACGAUUAAACAUCACAGCAAAGAGAGUGCUGAGUGACGCGAAAGGGUUAAAUCCGCGGUGGACAUCUAAUGCUGAGCCAAUCGAUACGGAUUCGAUUGCGCUAGAGAGGAAGCGAAAGAAGAGUCCGCUGAAGAUCCGAAGUGAUCUUCCCGCUAGGGUUCUUCCCGACACAACAGACGACACGCAGAGAGUGUGUGGUGAUUCUGGUGAUCCGAUCGUCCUCCCGGUGAGGACAGCAGCUCCUCAUCCUCUCCGCUCUCCCCUCGAGAGCACCCCAACAUGCGAACGACACACAGUAGUAGUGGGUCCGCCCCGGCGACCCAGCUGCUUCUGGCGGCCGCCGUCGUGCUGAUGCUCAACGUCCUGACAGUGCACAGUUUAAUACACUCGCCACCGCGCAUCAUCAAGCAGCCGCCCCCGGACGAGAUGCUGUUCCAGGUGGCGCAGCAGGGCGAAAGCGACAAACCCUUCCUGAUCGAGUGCGAGGCGGAAGGUGAACCGACACCGAAAUACCGUUGGAUCAAGAACGGCAAAAAGUUCGAAUGGCAAACGUACGACGACCGGAUGUCCCAGCAGCCGGGGCGUGGUACGCUGGUAAUUACGUCACCGCGCGACGAAGAUCUCGGCCAGUACCAGUGCUUCGCGGAGAACGAGCACGGUACCGCCACCUCCAACUCGGUGUUUGUGCGCAAGGCGGAGCUGAACUCGUUCAAGGACGGUUCGCCCCAGACGCUGCAGGCGGACGAGGGCAAACCGUUCAAGCUGGUCUGCCAGCCGCCGGACGGCUGGCCGAAGCCGAACGUCUACUGGAUGAUCCAGAACAUGGACGGGGGCAUCCGGAGCAUCAACAACUCGCGCAUGACGCUCGACCCGGAGGGCAACCUGUGGUUCUCGAACGUGACGCGCGACGACGAAUCGAACGACUUCUUCUACGCCUGUGCCGCCUCGUCCGUGUUUCGCAGCGAGUACAAGAUCGGCAACCGGGUGCUGCUGCAGGUGAAGCAGACGGGCAUCUCGGCGGCCCAGAACCGGCACCCGCCCCAGCGCCAGUACGUGUCGCGCAAGAACGAGGUCGCGCUGAAGGGCAAGCAGAUCGAGCUGUUCUGCAUCUACGGCGGCACGCCGCUGCCCGAGACGGUGUGGACGAAGAACGGGCGGGCGAUCGUGUGGAACGACAAGAUCCAGCAGGACAACUACGGCAAGUCGCUCAAGAUACGGCGCGUCUCGUCGGAGGAUGCGGGCACGUACACGUGCGAGGUGUCGAACGGCGUCGGGCAGGCGGACUCGUACUCGAUCAACCUGGCGGUGAACGCGGUGCCGUACUUUACGGUCGAGCCGGAGAUCGUGAACGCGGCGGAGGGCGAGACGGCCGAGUUUAAGUGCGAGGCGGCCGGCAACCCGAAGCCGAACAUCAUGUGGAUCCACAACGGCAAGCAGAUCGACGUGAGCCAGGGCAAUGCGCGCCGCAUCGUCGGCUCGUCCAGCAUCUACAUAAGCAAGCUGCAGAAGAGCGACACGGGCAACUACGGCUGUAACGCGACCAACUCGCUCGGCUACGUGUACAAGGACGUGUACCUGAACGUGUUGGCGCUCGCGCCAGAAAUUACCGAUCCGCCCAAGCGCGAGUUCACCGUCGACCAGCGCAACGUGACGAUGACGUGCCGGGUGUUCGGUGCGCCGAAGCCGCAGGUCAAGUGGCUGCGGAACGACCGCGAGCUGACCGGCGGCCGGUACCAGACGAUGCCGAGCGGCGACCUGUUUAUCCGCGACGUGAAGUUCGACGACGCGGGCGAGUACACGUGCCACGCGGUGAACAAUCUCGGCAGCAAGUCGGCGUCCGGCGAGCUGAUCGUGAAGGAGCGCACGGUCAUUAACGAUCCGCCGCAGGACUACGAGGCGGAGGCGGGCACGACCGUCACGUUCCGCUGUAACGCGAUCGCCGACUCGUCGCUCGAGCUGACGAUCGAGUGGCUGACCAAGGGCGAGAUCAUCGACUUCGAGAACCAGCCGCGCUUCAUCCGCACCUCCGACAACUCGCUGAUGAUUUCGAAAACGAUCGAGCUGGACACGGGCACCUACACCUGUCUGGCCCGCACCGACCUGGACGAGGUGAUGGCGAACGCGACGCUCACCGUGAUGGACCGGCCGAACCCGCCGACGCUGACGCGCGUCAACUGCAAGGGCAAGGUGGCCCAGAUCGAGUGGAUCUCGAACGGCGACAACCGGUCCCCGAUCCUGAACUACAUCAUCGAGUACAACACCUCGUUCACGCCCGACACGUACGACGUGCUGUCGGACGACGUGCCCGGCACGGACUUCGCCUGGACGGUGAACACCACGCCCUGGAACAACUACACCUUCCGCGUGAUUGCGGUGAACAAGGUCGGCCGGUCGCUGCCGUCCGGCCACAGCGACGUCUGCACGACCGAGUCGAGCGUGCCGUACAAAAAUCCGGACAAUCUCGAGGGCGAAGGCACGACGCCGACCAAUCUCGUAAUUAAGUGGCGUCCGCUCGCGCAAGUCGACCACAACGCGCCCGGCCUGCACUAUCGCGUCUACUGGCGGCGGGACAUACCCGGCGCGGAGUGGAACUCGGCGGACGUGCGUGACUGGCGCCAGUCGUCCUACACGGUCGAGGGUUUGCCGACGUUUACGCGCUACAGCGUGAAGGUGGUGGCGCUGAACGAUCGCGGCGAGGCGAACUCGGGCCCGUGGGAAAUCAUGGCGUACAGCGGGGAGGAUACGCCGCUCGAUGCGCCGGCCAACUUUACGCUGAUCCAGGUGACGGGACCGACUGCGGCCAUCCUCAGCUGGAACCCGGUGACGCCCGAAUCGCUGCGCGGCCACUUCAAGGGCUACAAGAUCCAAACCUGGACCGAGGCGGACGGCGAGGAGAACCUGCGCGAGAUACUGAUCACCGCCGACUCGAAGCAGGCGCUCGUGACGGACUUCGUGCCGGACGCGACCAACUACGCCCGCAUCCUCGCGUACAACGGCCGGUACAACGGGCCGGCCAGCACGACGCUGUCGUUCGACACGCCCGAGGGCGUGCCGAACACGAUCCAGGCGCUCGAGGCGUACCCGCUCGGGUCGUCCGCGUUCCUGCUGCGCUGGAAGAAACCGCUGCAACCGAACGGCAAGCUCACCGGCUACCGGAUCUACUACGAGGAGGUGAAGGGCACGACGGUGGGCCCGCGGAUGGAGCGCGAACCGCACAUCUCCGAUCCGGCCGUGCUGGAGGCGAAGCUGGGCCGCCUGAAGCCGGCUGCCAAGUAUCGUAUUCACGUCGUCGCCACCACCAAGGCUGGCGAAGGUCAAGACUUCUACAUCGAGCGGGCCACCUCGUCCGGUCUGGGUCUGCCACCGGACGUACCCAACUUCUACUGGGAAAACAUCCGGUCGGAGAACGGGCUCGCCAACAUCAAGGUGGUGUGGCAGCCGGCCCUCGGCGGCAAGGCUGGCUCGCACUUCUACGUCAAGUACCGCGUCAAGGACGAGUCGAGCUGGCAGACGACCGAUCCGGAGCUGUAUGAAAACUAUCUGAUCGUGCACGGCAUCAACCCGGACCAUCUGUACGAGUUCCGGGUCGUGUCGGUCGACGGCGAAUAUCAGACGGAAUCGGCCACGCAGGAAGUCGACACCUACGGCAUCCAGAGCUCCGUGAAGGUGCCGGGCGAUAACAUUGCGACGGCCGGCUGGUUCAUCGGCAUGAUGCUGGCGAUCGCGUUCCUCAUACUGGUGCUGAUCAUCAUCUGCAUCGUGAAGCGCAACCGGGGCGGCAAAUACGACGUGCACGAUCGGGAGCUGGCCAACGGCCGCAACGACUACACCGAGGAGGGCGGCUUCCCGGAGUACUCGCAACCUGUUUUACGUGAUUACAGUUUGGACAAUAAAAGCCAGGGCCGACAAUCGCUGAACUCGCAAAAAGUAGGACCGGAAAGUGAUACAGAUUCCAUGGCGGAAUACGGUGAAGGUGAUACAGGUGGCCAGUUCACCGAGGAUGGCUCCUUCAUUGGCCAGUACGUGCCGGGCAAGCCGCCCGUUAGCGCCCAGUCGACGCCGCAGAAUCCAUCGCUCCAGGGCGCCAACGCAGGCAUGGCAACGUACGUCUAAAAAGUGUGUGUGCUCGUGUGCAACCACACACACACACAUACACACGCGCGCGUCGCAAGAUCAUCUUUCGCCUGGGCAGAGAGCAGCCUCGACUAUUGUGUUUGAAAACGACAGCAGCAGCAACAGCAGCACAACACACGCGCUUGCAGCACACUUCGAAGCCACUCACUCGCGAGGAGAAACUAUUUGAAAAUAUUAGGAAAUACUUAAUAGAUACAGCGAGAGAGGGAGAGAGAGGGCGAGCGAAUGCUAGAAGGAGGGAUUAAUUUGCAAGACACUGCCCGCGCCUCUGAUGAAAACGUUAAGAAUUUAAUCGGCUUUGAGAUAGAGUAAAACUUCCCUCCAUCUCUCUCGCUCUCUCUCUCGCUCUCUUUUAAAGUAAUUCCGUUUAUGGUUUUCGUUUCUCGGCAACAGAUGAGUGAAUAGUGAAAUCACAAGACACAAAAGAAACAACACACAGCCGUUCGUGUGUGUGUGUGUGUGUGUCCGUGGAAGUGGUUAGAGAAAAGCGCUUUUCAAACAGAAAGCUGUUGACGAUUGCUAGCAAAAGUAUUAAACAACGUAGCGGCGGGAGAAGGAUACGGGAAAAGCUUGUCGCGCCAAAUCCCAUUGUCAGUGAAUGAUCAUCGAACCAUAUAGAGAGCGUGGCGGAAAGGAACAGUAGAGCAAGAGGAGGGGUGUGUUGUGGCUUUUGAUUUUCUAAUCAUUUUGCUUUUUUUUUCCUUUUUAUCAUGAAUACCAUCUGGUUUAAGAAUCUCAACGUGACACACAGAUUGAGCAAUCGCUCGUAUUUGAGGCCUCUGCCCCGUGUGUGUGGGAGCCGCCCCGUUAGCCUAAUGACUCUGUGCAUUAGCGAUCGCAUACACAUAUACAGAAAAUCUCGAUACAGAAAACCGCGCCUCACUUUUUUUCAUCAAAGACUAGAAACUGAAUCUCAUUAAUAUGUUUUUUUUUUUUUAAUUUCGAAACACGAACUCCGCGCACAAUGAAAAUCUCGUUCGUUUGCAAAACAUUUGCUUUCCAAAACACGUUAAAACGCGAAAGAAGAUGCAGGGCAAGGUGUGUGUGUGUGACGUUGCUGUGUUAGGAGUUUUUGCGCGAGGGGGUUCAGUUCAACACAAUCUUGAAACUUUGUUACGUCCAAAUUGUAAUCUUACGUGUAAAUCUUACACUCACGCUCUCCACGAUUUUACGAUUUAACGCUACGUGUUGUUGUUGGUAUAGGUUGCGAAAACCAAACUCUGAGACGCCUUUUUUUUGUAGGAAAAGCAAAACACGAACUCUCUCUCUCUCUUAUUUUGCUAUGAAUAUUGUUAUCGUCGCCCUAAGUGUUAGUGCAGCUUCAGUUGAAAAAUAGUGAAACCCAACGGAGGAAACAACGAAACUCUAGAUUUGUGCUGCUAUAACUACUAAGUGUCAGGUUGUUGUUAUAUCUUUACGUGUACUUUCUCUCAACCCCCCCCCCCCCCCCCGUUUUUCGCUUGUUUUGUAAACUUUUCGUGGUGUAAACCCCCGGUCCGAGCGAAGUGUGUCGCUUUGUGGAUGAUGGUGCCGCUGCCACGGAAAACAGCCCGUGCCUGUGGUCUUUGAGGCCUCCAAACACAGGGCUGUUGUGCUCUGGGGAGGGCGGAAGCGUCCAAUACAAGUGAAAUGAAUCUCUUCUAACAGCCCACAGAAGGAACAAAAACGGCAACAAAAAAGCUACCGUACAAUAUAUAACAAAGUAACGAACGAACGAACCACUUGGCGUCGUGCUAGCAUAACGUGUGUCGGUUUUUAUCUAAGAACUUGCGCGAAAAGUAAUCGAGAAAAACAAUAUUUGUUCUUUCACUUCCCAUUACAAACACUCUCCCACGCAACAGCACCACACACCCGUUGUGCGAAAGCGCGAAGCAGAAAAUCUUUAUCUUUAACAUAAUUUAUAAAUAAAACAUUACUAGGAACUGUA
Molecule: messenger RNA, 6692 nt
Organism: Anopheles coluzzii
Lineage: Eukaryota; Metazoa; Arthropoda; Insecta; Diptera; Culicidae
Product: neuroglian
Exons: 9
Coding region: 911-4744 (1277 amino acids)
Biological process (GO): dendrite self-avoidance; axon guidance; homophilic cell-cell adhesion
Cellular component (GO): plasma membrane; axon
Molecular function (GO): cell-cell adhesion mediator activity
Source: RefSeq, a predicted model, not a curated record